AUGAACCAAGAGCAAGAUGUAUAUGAAGAGGAGUAUGUUGAUGUUCGUUCUCUACCCUUGAGGCCGCCGCAGCCACUGGUGCAGCCCGACAAGGCAGUGCGCCGUCCUUGGCAUCCCGUCAUGUACAACCAUACAACCAGCGCUAUAGCUACAAAAGAUCAGGACGAAAACGAAGAUAACUCCCGCCUCGGAUCCAAGGAAUUCCCCCACUCGCAGCGCAUACGUAACUUGAAGAGACUUAUAGCUGAAGGGAAAGUGAAACCCGAGGCCGAGACACUUAUAUUCUUCCUGUGCAAUAAAUUCGCUAUCUCAGAAGAGAGACAGGCCAGGAUUAAAUAUUAA
This is a messenger RNA of Danaus chrysippus (African queen), 342 nucleotides long. The record is from the annotation of a GenBank genome assembly. NCBI's taxonomy places the organism in Eukaryota, Metazoa, Arthropoda, Insecta, Lepidoptera, Nymphalidae.